UUUUUGUGUUUGUAAAGUCUUUGAAUUCCGAAGGGUAUUUGAAUUGAAAAGUGUCUGAGGACAUUGUUCGUUUGUUCACAGGGGAUAAAAAGAACUUUUCAGUGUUCUGGCUGUCACUUUAAGGGGGGGGCAUUUCAGACAAAUUGCCCAGUCCCCCGUGUCUUGCUCAGACAGCUCCAGUGUGUGUGUGUGUGUGUGUGUGUGUAUGUGUGUGAGUGAGAGAUCAGGGGGUUUGAGCUGAGAAUAAAAGCGAGCUUCGUGGAGACAGAGCCAGAAGUGUCCAGUUAUUAGCAUGCCGGUCUGGUCACUGUGGCCCUGCUGCCUUUCUGCUUUAACAGUCAACACCGUAGGCCUGCUGUUGACUGGCUGCACCGCUCACAAUCCUACAGGAGAAACGUCAACAAAGAUGUAAAUUUAAACCACGAACAUCACGAGGGAGAAACACCUGCAAUUUAAAAGGAUGACAUGUUUGCUUUGAAGCAACAGUGAGAGGGAAAAGAGCAGCGACCUUUUAUAGGUUUGAAACAGCGCUUUUAUAAAUCUUAAGCUUUGGGAACAGACUUGGCAGAUUUCCUCGCAUCUCUCCUAACUAGGCCGUAUCCUGGCUACUACUGUGGCUUGGUGACCGUCAAAAGGAAACAAGACUUUCUUGGAAACAAAAGUAACACUUGAAACUUCCACAUCUCUCAGUCCUCAGCAUUCGUGACCAGUGUAGAAGGGAUCUUUGUCCUCCCAAACGACAUCAGAGAGGGGUUUACAGGAUCAUAAAACCCACAGCUUUGCCUUCAAGAUGUUGAACCUCAACUCGCCGGACGAUAACAGCAACAGGAACUCUCUCCAGGACCCGGUGUCACUAAAUGUCGGUGGAGAAAUUUACACGACAACCUUGGACACUCUAACGCGCUGCCGUGACUCGAUGCUAGGUGCCAUGUUCACUGGACAAAUCCCUGUGCUCAGGGACGGCCAGGGAAACGUUUUCAUAGACCGUGAUGGUAAAGUUUUCAGGUACAUUCUGAACUACCUGCGCUCCAGCUCCCUGGACUUGCCUGAAGGCUUUUCUGAGCUCGCCCUGCUGCGGAGAGAGGCAGAUUUUUUCCAGAUACACCCCCUGCUGGAGGAAAUCCAUCGCUGCGAGGCGGCAGUGCCACUCAGCUGUAGAGGAGGGCCACUCGGAGCCAUGCUUAUCCUAAACGUUGACUCCAAGGUCCGCGUCCUCCACUUUAACUUGCGGCAUGGGCCAGAAAACUACGAGCUCCGUACAUGCUCCGUACAAGCCUUCACGGUCGACCUCUUUUGUACUUGGAGAGCCUUCCUGGCUCUGCUCUGUGAGCGCUUCUCCUACAGAUCAUCCCAGGGUCACAGUAGCCCUCAUCCAUGCAACUCCAGGCAGAACAGGCUGAAGUUGGAAUGGGUGCCAAGACCUGACGAACUCCCGCAGGACCAAUACGACAAGCAGCACUACAGAGGACUGACUGUCUUUAACACUGACGUCACGCAGUCAGAUGACAUCAUGAAUGUGCACCAAAGCCAAUGUGAAAUCACCGACAUGCAGGGUUUUGUGGAAGAAUUGCUGAAGGUGUCUCUGGCUGAAGGGUUCAAGGUUGAUCUAGUGACUCCGGACCCAGCGGAAAUCCUGAACUGCACCUCACUUCGGCUCGUCAAGUGCUGAACUUACUGAAAGCACCAGAACACGCCGAGGAAAACUAUCGAUGUUUGUCUCUAGCCACAACUGUAACCCAUUACCCCUAAGAUUUAAAUUGUUAAAACAAAUCUUGUAUGAGUUAAAGUUAGGGUUAACUUUGUAAUAUGGACAUCACAGGGAUACAGAUUAUGACUGAGAGGUCAUUAAAAGGCUUUUUCUUGGGACCCCUGUGUGUUUUUUUAGUAAAAAUAAUAAAUUGUGUUAGAUUAUAGAUGAUUUUGACUGACCCUUCACGCUGUGAACAUAUUAUAUGGUAUAUGUAACAUUGAAUGUAACCUUUAGACAUUAAAUCUAAAACACUGCUGGCUUUGUUGAUCUAUCAAAGUGAUUUAGACAGAUAGGUGAAGCUUUUUGGUAAUCAAGCAUA
Molecule: messenger RNA, 2069 nt
Organism: Scomber scombrus (Atlantic mackerel)
Lineage: Eukaryota; Metazoa; Chordata; Actinopteri; Scombriformes; Scombridae
Product: BTB/POZ domain-containing protein KCTD21-like
Exons: 2
Coding region: 791-1669 (292 amino acids)
Biological process (GO): protein homooligomerization
Molecular function (GO): protein binding
Source: RefSeq, a predicted model, not a curated record